AUGGAGCAUUCCGGGACAAACGGAACAAACGGAACAAACGGCGUUGCAAUCAACGGGAAUCACAGCCCACCCACCAAACAUGACGCCUUACAAACCCCCAAAGGCGUCAUUCACGUCAAAGCUGCCAGAAAUGAAGGGCCCCAACCGCCGGUCCCGAACUGCUGGAUCAGUUCCGCUGCGCUGGAACGGUGGAAACAAACGGCCCGGGCUUUCCCCGAGCGCUGCGACCUCAGCGGCCUGAGUCUGCAACCGGUGCAAUACCAACUGGCAUCGACCGGAGUGUCGGUGAACCGGACCAGCAGCACCGACUCCGGCCAAGCUCCGUCUCCCACUCCUCCCACCCUCGCCCUCACCCUCGCCCAGCGCUCUACCGUCGUGUCGGGCGACCUUAUCCCUCAACUGAAACAUGUCUGCUCGCAGAGACGACUGGAUGCCAAGUCCCUGGUGCUCUUUGCCGUGCACCAAAUGCUCAAGGGCCACGGAAACGGCUCUCAUACCGUUAUCGCAUCGUUCGUCUCGCGGACAUCCCAACGGCCCGAUUCUGGUUCAUCAACGGCCGCCGCGUCGCUGGUUGUCCCCUCUGUCGUGGAUCACGGGGAUCGACCGAACCAGACGGUCGAUUCUGCCUUGUCCCAAAUCGGCCUGGGCACGGGGUCGGUUGACUGGGACGAGGAGCCCCUGAUUCCCGUGGCGACAGACGACCUCGUCAAGUCCGAACUUGUCGAUCUCAUGGUGGUUUUUGACGACAACGAACACGAAGACAACUUGAGCGACACACCGCUACCAGGAGGAGAAUUCAUGUUUCCUCUCAUCCUCCGUAUAACUUUCGGGGAGACGCAAUGGAAAUUCUCUCUGCAAUACCGCCGCAGUCUCUUCGACGGACCCGUCAUCGACAGCUUCCUGGGCUCGCUGCACACCCUCCUGGCAGCCUCCCUGCGGCCCUCUCUCCCGCUGGCGGACAUCGAACUCCUCCCGGCCGAACAAGUCGCCCAGCUAAACGAGUGGAACAACACGGACGGCGACUACCCGGCAGACAAGAGACUGCACCACCUGUUCGAAGACGUGGCGUCACGUCGCGGGGACAAGGUGGCCGUCCUUUGCGGCGCCAAACGCAUCACCUACAGCACGCUGAAUGCGCGGGCCAACCGCUUGGCGCGCCAUCUCUCCGACAUCAUGGGCAUCCAGCCCGAGCAGCUCGUCGGCCUGUUCCUCGACAAGAGCGACAAGCUGGUCGCCACCAUCCUGGGCGUUUGGAAGUCGGGCGCCGCCUACGUGCCCAUCGACCCGGCCUAUCCGGAUGACCGCGUGCGGUUCGUGCUGGAGGACACGCAGGUCCGCGUCGUCCUGGCGAGCGAGAGACACGUCCAUCGGCUGAGGGACCAGAUCGCCGCGGCGGGGCGAGAUCUCCUCCGUGUCAUUGCCAUUGAGCCUCUCCUGGAGUCUCUCGAGUUGCAGAGACUGCAGCAGCAGCAACAACAAGACGGCGACGCCUCUUCGGAAAACCUGACCCAUCUGCCCCUCCACAGCAAACAGCUCGCCUACGUCACGUACACCUCCGGCACGACGGGAUACCCCAAGGGCAUCCGCAAGGAACACACGAGCGUGGUCAACAGCAUCACCGAUCUCUCGUCCCGGUACGGCGUGGCCGGUCAGGAGGACGAAGUGGUGAUGCUCUUCUCGGCCUACGUGUUCGAGCCGUUCGUCCGUCAGAUGCUGAUGGCCCUGACGACGGGGAACCGGCUCGCCAUCAUCGGCGACGACGAAAAGUUCGACCCGGACGUCCUGCUCCCCUUCAUCCAGAAGCACAAGGUCAGCUACAUCAACGGGACGGCGUCGGUGCUGCAGGAGUACGAUUUCACCGCGUGCCCUUCGCUCAAGCGCAUCAUCUUGGUCGGGGAGAACCUGACCGAGGCGCGCUACGAGGCUCUCCGGCGACGGUUCCAGGCCCGGAUAUUCAACGAGUACGGCUUCACCGAGUCGGCCUUCGUCACGGCCCUCAACAUCUUCGAGCCGACGUCGGAGCGGAAAGACACGAGCCUGGGCCGCCCCGUGCGGAACGUCAAGUGCUACGUGUUGGACGCGAACCUCAAGAGGGUGCCCAUAGGCGUCACGGGCGAACUGCACAUCGGCGGCCUGGGCAUUUCGAAAGGCUACCUGAACCGGGAGAAGCUCACGCGGGAGAAGUUCAUCCCCAACCCGUUCCGGACCGAGAGGGAGCGCCGGCUGGGCAUCAACGGGUUGAUGUACAAGACGGGCGACCUGGCGCGCUGGCUGCCCAACGGAGAGGUCGAGUACCUGGGCCGGGCGGACUUCCAGAUCAAGCUGCGCGGUAUCCGCAUCGAGCCGGGAGAGAUCGAGUCGACGUUGGCCAUGUACCCCGGCGGACCUGUCCGGACGAGCAUCGUCGUGUCGAAGAAGCUGAUCGGCAAGGAGGGCCGGGAGACGACCCAGGACCAUCUCGUGGGGUACUACGUGUGCGACGAGCGGGCCUUGGACGAGGACGAGCUGCUGAUGUUCCUCGAGACCAAGCUGCCUCGGUAUAUGAUCCCCACAAGGCUGGUCCAGCUCGGCCAGAUUCCCGUCACCACCAAUGGCAAGGCUGACCUCCGUGCCCUUCCCGCUGUCGAGGUGGCCCCGUGUCCAUCCCGGUCGUCUGACGGGGUUGAUGUGAACACGGAGGGGCCGAGGACGACGAAGACCGAGAUGGAAAGUCGGCUGGCCGGUAUCUGGGGAGACGUGUUGUUGAUUGCGUCGGGGGGGGUUGGGCCCGAGUCCAACUUCUUCCGCCUCGGAGGGCAUAGUAUCGCCUGUAUCCAGCUCAUUGCUCGGGUGAGGCGGCAGUUGGGUCGGACGAUCACUCUGGAAGAGGUCUUCCGGGCGAAGACUCUGCAAGAGAUGGCCGAACUCUUGGAGGGCAAGCCGAGCGCCAACGGUGUAGGCGUUGUGACGAAUGGCACUGGCCACGCCAACGGCAUCACCAACGGUGUGAAUGGUCACGAUCACGGCCACGGCCAAGGCCACGGCCACGGCCACAGCGUCAACUACCUUGCCAACAGCCUGCAACAAGGCUUCGUAUACCACUCACUCAAGACCGAGCGGUCCGACGACGCCUACAUCAUGCAGUCCCUCCUUCAUUACCAAGUGGCCUUGGACGAGAGGCGUUACCAAAGUGCCUGGGAGAGGGUGCAGCGGCAACAUCCCGCCUUGCGACUGCGAUUCGCAUGGGAAGCCGAGGUGAUGCAAGUCGUCAACCCAGAACCCAUGGCCACCUGGCGAGUGAUCGACUGGACAGACGUCUCAGACCAAGGGGAACGACAAAGGCUGCUGGAAAAGAUGCAAAUCGACGACCGUUCCCGUGCCUAUCGUCUCGACGAGGGCUCCCUGGUCCAACUCUACUUCUUCCUCUUGCCGGAGCAGCAAUCCCUAUGUCUGUUCAGCUGCCACCAUGCCAUCCUCGACGGAUGGAGUCUGCCGUUGCUCUUCGAGUAUGUCCACCAGGCCUACCUGGACCUGACAGACGGGACUGCCGGGACUGCCGAGACCCAACUUGAAGAACCGGCCCAAGAGGACGCGACCUACCUCCUCAGUCAGCAGUAUCUCCAGGAUCACAGAGACGACCACCUGGACUUUUGGGCGGAGCAAAUCGACAAGAUCGAGGAGCGCUGCGACAUGAACGCCCUCCUGAACGAAGCCAGCCGCUACAAAGUGCCCCUGUCCAACUACGACCAGAUCAAGGAACAAAAGCAACAGACCGUCGACCUCCCCUGGGGCAACAAGUCCAUGAGCCUCGCGGCAAAACAAGAGCUCGACAGCCGGGGCAUCACCCUCCAUUCCGUCCUGCAGCUGGUCUGGCAUCUCGUGCUCCAUUCGUACGGCGGCGGCACGCAUACCAUCACCGGCACCACCAUAUCCGGCCGCCACCUCCCCGUCGACGGCAUCGAGCACGCCGUCGGCCUGUUCAUCAACACGCUGCCCCUGAUCUUCGACCACGUCCUGAGCCGCGACAUGACCGCCCUGGAGGCCAUCACCCACGUGCAGAGCCAAGUCAACGCCAUGAAUUCCAGGGGCAACGUCGAGCUGGGGCGUCUGCAGCAAAACGACUUGAAGCACGGCCUCUUCGACUCGCUGUUCGUCUUGGAGAACUACCCGAACCUCGACACCACGAGACGAGAGCUACACCGGAAGACGUUGAAGUACACGGUCCAAGGCGGCACCGAGAAGCUCAGCUACCCCCUGGCUGUCAUUGCGCAGGAAGAACAUGAAGACUCGGACGGCAACGGCGGCGGCUGCUCGUUUACCCUCUGCUACGCCAGCGAGCUGUUCGCCGACGAGUCCAUCGAGGUGUUGCUGCACACGGUCCGCGACACCUUCCGCACCGUCACGGAAAACCUCCAUGCGCCGAUCCGCGGCAUCGAGUUCCUCUCCUCGAACCAGAUCGCCCUCCUCGACAGGUGGAAUGCCACCGACGCCGAGUACCCCAACGCCACGCUGCACGCCAUCUUCGAGUCCGAGGCGCUCCAGAAACCGAAAAAGACCGCCGUGGUGUACGAGGACGUCCGGUUGACCUACGAGGAGCUCAACAGCCGCGCCAAUGCCCUGGCGUACCAUCUCCUCCGAGAGGCCCCUUCGCUGCGACCCAACAAGCUCGUGGCCCUGGUCAUGGAGAAGAGCGAGCACAUGAUCACGAGCAUCCUCGCCGUGUGGAAGACGGGGGCCGCCUACGUGCCCAUCGACCCGGGCUAUCCCGACCAACGAAUCCAGUACCUCAUCGACGACACGGCGUCCCUGGCCGUCAUCGCCGACGUUCCUCACCUGGACCGCCUCCGUGCCAUCACCAAGGGCCGGCUACCCCUGAUCCCGUCCGACCUGGCCCCGCGCCUACCGCCGAGCGCCGUGCAUCCCGUCUCCGCCUCAAGCUGUACCCCGGCGGACCUAGCCUACAUCAUGUACACGUCCGGCACGACGGGUCUCCCCAAGGGCGUCAUGGUCGAGCACCACGGCGUCGUCAACCUCUGCGCCUCGCUGGGUCGCAUCUUCGGGCUGCGAGACACCGACGACGAGGUGAUCCUCUCCUUCUCCAACUACGUCUUCGACCACUUCGUCGAGCAGAUGACCGACGCCCUGCUGAACGGCCAGACCCUCGUGGUCCUCAACGACGAGAUGCGCGGCGACAAGGAGAGGCUCUACCGCUACAUGGAGGCCAACCGCGUCACCUACCUCUCGGGCACGCCGUCCGUCAUCUCCAUGUACGAGUUUGACCGCUUCCACGCCCACCUCCGCCGCAUCGACUGUGUCGGCGAGGCUUUCAGCGAGCCCGUCUUCGACAAGAUCCGCGAGUCCUUCCCGGGCCUCGUCAUCAACGGGUACGGGCCCACGGAGGUGUCCAUCACCACCCACAAACGCCUCUACCCCUUCCCGGAGCGGAGGACCGACAAGAGCAUCGGGAAGCAGGUGCACAACAGCAAGAGCUACGUCUUGAACGGUGAUCGGAAGCGCGUGCCUAUCGGGGCCGUCGGGGAGCUGUAUCUCGGCGGCGACGGCGUGGCGCGCGGGUACCAUAACCGCCCGGACCUGGCGUCGGAGCGCUUCCCGCCGAAUCCGUUCCAGACGGAGCAGGAGAGGCGAGAAGGUCGGAACUGUCGUCUCUACAAGACGGGCGACUUGGUGCGGUGGAUCCGGACCCCCGAGGGCGAGGGCGAGGUGGAAUAUCUCGGCCGCAACGACUUCCAGGUCAAGAUCCGCGGGCAGAGGAUCGAGCUCGGGGAGAUCGAGGCCGUCUUGUCGUCGUACCCGGAGAUCCAGCAGUCGGUCGUCGUCGCCAAAGACCGCGAGAGCGAUGGACAGAAGUACCUCGUCGGGUAUUUCGUCUCGGACUCGGCCGUCCCCCUCUCGGCCCAGGUGAUUCGGCGCUUCAUGCACACGAGGUUGCCGGAGUACAUGGUCCCCGCGCGGCUGGUGCCCAUCGACAAGAUCCCCGUCACGGUCAGUGGGAAGCUGAACGCCAAGGCAUUACCGGACCCCGGGGAGCUGGUAGAAGAGGAGAAGGUGGCGCCCCGGACCGAGGCGGAACGGACCCUCGCCGAGAUUUGGUCCGAGUUGCUCGGGAUCCCCUUGGCGGGCAUUGGCAUCUAUAACAGCUUCUUCAGUCUCGGCGGCGACAGUCUCAAGAGCACCAAGCUUUCGUUCGCCGCCACCAAGGCCUUCGGGGUGUCCGUCAGUGUCAGUGACCUGUUCAGCCACCCUACCGUCGAGGCCCUGGCGCAUCUGAUCACUAGGGGCCGGGGCAAGGGCCAGGGCAAGGGCAAGGGCGAGGACAAGUCGGCAGACGUCGGGAGGGUGAGACCGGGAGGUGUCCGGAAGGACGACACGGUCGAGGACAUCCCCGUGUCGCCAGCCCAGGAGAGACUGAUAUUCAUCCACGAGUUUGACCAGAGCCAGAACGACCACGCCUAUAACAUCUCCCUCCAGCUCACGCUUCGCCAAGAUGUCUCUCUCGAGGCGCUCGAAAAGGCGUUCUGGGAUGUCGUCUCCAGACACGAGGCUCUGCGGACGUUGAUCGUCAGGCCAACGCACAGCCAGAGACACUGCCAGAGAAUCCUCGAGGCCGAUGCGGCGCAAAGGCUCUUCCACGUCGAGGUCCUGCCCCUGGAUUCUGAGAGCCAGAUGCACGCCAAGAUGGUGGAGAGCGCGGAACAUGCCUUUGCCCUUGAUGCCGAACUGCCCAUCCAUGUGCGCCUCUACGAGACGCAGACACAGACCCAGACCCAGACCCAGACCCAGACACAAUCCCGCUCGUACGCCAGCAUCGUCUUCCAUCACCUCGCAUUCGACGCCUGGUCGUGGGACAUCUUCGAGAGAGACCUGGCCGAGUUAUACUCCGUGCACGCCGGCCACAAGACGGCCGCCAGUCUCCCGCCCCUCCGCGUCCAGUACAAGGAGUACGCCCUGGAACAUCGCAAGACCCUACGGGACGACCAGGGCCGUCGCCACCUCGCCGACUACUGGCUCCGCAAGCUCAGCGAUCUAGAGCCUUCGUACCUCGUCACCGACCGGCCGCGGCCCAGCCAGUUCGACUACGCCGGCCACGACCUCGACGUGUGCAUCGGCGAAGAAGUGACCGACAAGCUGAGGAACCUGGCCAAGCGCCAAGGGACGAGCCUCUACACCGUGGUCAUCGCCGCCUACUUCCUGCUCCUCAACGUCUACACGAACCAGCGGGAUGUGACCGUCGGCAUCCCCGUCGCCCAUCGUACCCAUGCCGAGUUCGAGUCGGUUGUCGGCUUCUUCGUCAACUUGCUCCCCCUGCGGGUGAAUCUCGCCGACACGAACGUCCACGGGCUCGUCCAGGCCGUGCACAAGGAGUUCUUGGAUGCCCAGGCCCACAAAGACCUGCCUUUCCAGGACAUCACCAAGCUGUUGCACGUGCAGCAUGAUCCGAGCCGCCACCCCCUGGUGCAGAUCGUGUUCAACUGGGAGACGACGCAGGCGGUCGUUGCGGACGAGAAUGACAAGGCGGACGGCAAGCCGCUUCUCCAGGAAUAUAGCCCCCCGUCUGGUUCUAAUCCCCUGCCGUCCGUGGCCAAGUUUGACCUGAACGCCACCGUCCGGGAGAGCACGUCGUCGCUGAAAAUCAACUUCAACUAUGCCACCAGCCUCUUCGACGCCGAGACCAUUCAGGGGUUCCUGGACACUUUCCACCACCUCCUCCGACGACUGGCGAAUAGCACCCCUGAGAUGGCCCUCUCGGAGCUUCAGCUCGCUGCAUCUGUUCCCAAUGGUGUCGCUGUAACGUCGUCCACCAACGGCGAGGCCGCCGCCACCCCGACACAGACUCUCGGCGACAUGUUCGAAGCCCAAGCCGCCGCCACACCAGACCGUGUCGCCCUUGCAGACGGCUCUACCAGGCUGUCCUACCUCGAGACCAACGCCCGAGCAAACCGGCUGGCCGGCUGGAUGUCCUCUCAUCUCGGCAUGGGCCCAAGCGAUCGCGUUGCCCUGCUUCUCGACAAGAGCAUCGACAUGGUCGUGGCCAUCCUGGCCGUCUGGAAGAUCGGCGCCGCCUACGUCCCCAUGGACCCGGACUACCCGCGGCAGAGAAUCGAGUACAUCUUGAAGGAUGCCGGCGCCCGGCUGCUGAUCACCGCGAGCAAACAUGUCCCCGGGCCGGAAACCACCGGCGGCGGCGUGUGUACCCUGGCCCUUGACGACCCCGAGACCCCCGCGGCCCUCCAGCAGCACGAGACGUGGAGUCCAAACGCCGUCGUCGUCCCCCAGCGGAGCCUCUCCGACUUGGCCUACAUCAUCUACACAUCCGGGACCACCGGCAAGCCAAAGGGCGUUCUGGUAGCGCAGAGAAGCGUAGCCCGGUUCCGCAACGCCGUGGUCAGCCGGUACUUCGGCCAGACGAACGGCUCGCACGCGGUGCUCUUCCUCUCCAACUACGUCUUCGACUUCUCCAUCGAGCAGCUCGCCCUCGGCAUCCUCAGCGGCAACAAGCUCGUCAUCCCGCCCGAGGAGGGCCUGACGCACGAGGCCUUCUACCACCUCGCCGACGCGGAACAGCUGACCUACCUCAGCGGGACGCCGUCCGUGGUGCAGCAGAUCCAGCUGUCCCGGCUGCCGCACCUGCGCAUGGCCACCGUCGCGGGCGAGGAGCUCCACGCGAGCCAGUUCAAGGCCAUGCGCGCGCAGUUUGGCGGCCCCAUCAACAACGCCUACGGCGUCACCGAGACCACCGUGUACAACAUCGUCACCACCAUGGCGGGAGAGGCGCCUUUCACCAAGGCGCUGCAGGACGAGCUUCCCGGCACGCAUGCCUACGUCCUGAAUGACCGACUCGAGCCCGUGCCCCGGAAUGCGGUGGGCGAGCUGUACCUCGGCGGUGCAUGUCUCGCCCGGGGCUACCUGAACAAGGAAGACCUCACGAGAGAACGAUUCAUCCCGAACCCCUUCAUCGUUUCGAGCCGGGACGGGAGGGGGGAGAAGGAGGAGCACCUGCAUGAUGUGCUUUACAAGACCGGCGACAUGGUGCGCUUCCGCGGGUCCCGGCAUCUCGAGUUCCUGGGACGACGAGAUCAGCAGGUCAAGUUGCGCGGCUUCCGCAUCGAGCUCUCCGAGGUGCGGGACGCCAUUCUGGCCAUCCCGGGUAUCAAGGAAGCCGCCGUGGUGCCCCGUUACGAGCGCGACGACCCGGCUUCCCGCGCCAUCAGCGCCCUGUCCUGCUAUUACACCCUCCAAGACGGAGCGUCGCACUCGCAUUAUACGCCGUCGGACGUUCGGGACCGUCUGCGCGACAGCGUCCCCCCUUACAUGAUCCCGAGCCAGAUUCAUCGUCUGGAAGGGUCCCUCCCCGUGACGGUCAACGGGAAACUCGACAUGAAGCAGCUGAGCAUGACCGAGGGCGCCAAGCCCGAGUGUUACGUCGCGCCGCGGGACGAGCUGGAGGUGAAGCUGUGCCAGCUCUGGGCGUCGAUCCUGGGCAUAGACGGCAACUGCGGAAUCGACGAUGAUCUUUUCGCCAGGGGCGGCGACAGCAUCUCGUCGUUGCGGUUGGUGGGCGAUAUCUACCGUGUCCUGGAGCGCAAGGUCACGGUGAAGGAUAUCUACCUCCAUCGGACCGUCCGGAGCCUGUGCGAGAACGUCCUGCGAGACGGGGAGGAAAAGCAAAGAAGACGGAAGGAGCUGACGAACGGAACGGAGCCGGCUGCUGCUGCUGGUUGGCAAGCCGAGCAGGGCGCUGUCGAGGGUGAUGCGCCGCUGCUUCCCAUCCAGCGCUGGUUCCUGGCCAAGCCGCUGCAGCGUCCCGGAUACUGGAACCACUGCUUCACCGUUCGCACGCCAGAAUUGUCGGUCGAAAGGCUCCGCAGAGCUCUGCACCUGUUGCAGGAGCGGCAUGAUGUGCUGCGACUGAGGCUCAGACGCGGCGAUGACGGAGACUUUGUGCAGACGUUCCCCCUGAACUGCGCCCCGCCCCAUCCGGAGGAGGUCGACGUCGCAGACUUCGGGGAUCCUCAAAACGACACGGUCCGGGUCCUGUCGGAGCUUCAAUCCAAGUUUGAUAUCGAGCAAGGCCCGUUGUAUGCAGUCGCUUACCUCCACAACUACGCAGACGGUUCGGCCCGCGUCUGGUUCGCGCUGCAUCACCUCCUCGUCGACACGGUCAGCUGGAACAUCAUCCUCUCGGACCUGCAGACGCUGUAUCACGGCAACAACCCCGGCCCCAAGACGGCCAGCGUCAAGCAGUGGGCGCUGGCGGCGAAGGACUACUUCAUGUCGCUCUCCGAGAAGGCGUACUGGAACUCGGCCCGCGCCAAGGCUGCUGCCCAAGGCCCCGGUCUGGGCAUGCCAAAUCCGACGACCGUCGGGGGCGCUACAUGUACCAAGCACGGAAGCAAGCUUUCCGAGAAGGACACGACGUUCCUCCUCACCAAGAGCUGCGCGGCCCUGAACGCCGGCAUGCACGACAUCCUCCUGACGGCCGUGGGCGGCGCGAUGCAGAAGGUCCUCGGGGACAAAGCGCCAACGGUCGUCACCAUCGAAGGUCACGGGCGUGAGGGGGACGCCAUGGUCGGCGGGUCCUCAUCCUCGGCCUCCUCGCUCGACGUGAGCCGCACCGUCGGCUGGUUCACGAGCAUGUACCCCUUCGAGAUCCCCAAGGUAGCAAAUGAUCCGGCCCAGGGCGUCGUCGACGUCAAGGAAAGGUUGGGAAAGGUGCCGAACAACGGCUUCGGCUACGGUCUCGCGUACGGAUACCUCGAGCAGGCCCUUCCGGCCGUGAGCGUCAACUACCUCGGCCGUCUGGAUCAAGGAGGAAGCCGGCCGAGGCCGGGAGAGUGGGUCCUCGCCCUCGGGGACGGGGAGUUCCCGCACGGCCUGUGCACGGCUGCCGAGGACGCGGGACGCAGCUCGUCCUCUCUGGUGGAUUUCACAUUCGCCGUUGCCAGGGGGCAGUUGACCGUCGAGAUGAGCUGCGCACGGGAAUUCGGCGCAUCCGAGGCGCUCAUCCGCGGCGUAGAAGAGACGCUGGGCGCUCUGAUCGAAGCCACCGCGCAACCCGACUUCCACCCUCCGGCGGCAUCGGACCCGGACCUCGACUUCACGCCCUACUUCGUCUUCGAGGGUCCGGCGUCCCGCCAAGGCGCUCCGCUCUUCAUGCUGCCCCCGGGCGAGGGAGGCGCGGAGAGCUACUUCCACAACCUGGUGCAGGGUCUCCCGCACCGCAACCUCGUCGUGUUCAACAACCACUACCGCGAGAAGAAGACGCUGCGCACCAUCGAGGACCUGGCCGCCUACUACCUGGCGCACAUGCGUUCCAUCCAGCCGGAAGGGCCGUACCACAUCCUCGGCUGGAGUUUCGGCGGCAUCCUGGGCCUCGAGGCGGCGAAGCGGCUGACGUGCGACGGCGAGCGGGUUGCGACGUUGGCCUUGAUCGAUCCCUAUUUCGACAUCCCGUCGGCCGCCAAGGCCGUUGGCCAUGUGGAGGGGUCGAUCCUGGAUCCCAUCUAUGAUGUGUACCGGCCCGACCCGGAGAGUUUCAAGGCGGUGCAAGAUGGUACGGAUCGGGUGAUCCUUUUCAAGGCCACCGAGACCAACGACCAGGACGGAACACCGACCAGGAUGAAGCUGUUCCGCUGGUACGCGGCGUCGCCGAUGAACAACCUGGACAUGUUUAUCGACCGGGAUGCCAUUCAGGUGGUUCCGUUGAAGGGGACCCAUUUCACCUGGGUUCAUGUGUCGGAGCAAGUGGCUGCCAUGUGUGCCCGGUUAGAGGAGUGA
Molecule: messenger RNA, 11775 nt
Organism: Sodiomyces alkalinus F11
Lineage: Eukaryota; Fungi; Ascomycota; Sordariomycetes; Glomerellales; Plectosphaerellaceae
Product: N-(5-amino-5-carboxypentanoyl)-L-cysteinyl-D-valine synthase
Exons: 2
Coding region: 1-11775 (3924 amino acids)
Biological process (GO): amino acid activation for nonribosomal peptide biosynthetic process; secondary metabolite biosynthetic process
Cellular component (GO): cytoplasm
Molecular function (GO): catalytic activity; phosphopantetheine binding
Source: RefSeq, a predicted model, not a curated record